Camellia sinensis is the source of this 1130-nucleotide messenger RNA. The record is from RefSeq and is a predicted model, not a curated record. NCBI's taxonomy places the organism in Eukaryota, Viridiplantae, Streptophyta, Magnoliopsida, Ericales, Theaceae.
AUGGCAACGAUUCUUGUAAGGAGAAAUAACUGCACGGUGGCACAUGAUUUAAGAGUCGAUUUGAAAUGCAGUACUUUCCUCGAAGUUUGCAACUCACCUUUCUUCUUCAACACCUUCUUCUCCAUUGCUUUCCCCAAAGAAAAACAAAAACUAGUGACCAAGAAGAAGAAACAGAGCUGUAAUGACAAACCACCACCAAUGGGUCUAUCUUGCAAUAUUUGUUAUGCUGUUAUUAUCUUUUUCAUAGCCUCAGUAUCCUUCUUUGACGAUGCCCAAUUUUCACGUCCAAUGGCAAUGUUAAGUACUUCUUGGAUCAACAAGCCCUCAAUUUACAUUGAACUUACCGAUUUUGUUGGUUUAAGUCUCACACCCGUCCUCGAAGGAUCAUCCAAGGGCUCACAUUUGAUCUGUGGUUUCUAUUGCCCUACUCAACAAACUCAGGCAUGCCUCUUUGGUGUUGUACUUUUCCGUAGUAGAUAUUAUUUUAGCGACAACUCGCCUUCUAUAAUUGUACCGGAACUAGUUUGGUCUGCUAAUCCGGACCGUCCUGUUCAAAUUGACGCCACCUUACAACUCACUGGAGAUGGAGAUUUGAUAUUGCAUGACACAGAUGGCACUUUCGUAUGGUCUACCAACACAUCAGGAAAGUCCGUCUUCGGCAUGAAUUUCACUGAAUUGGGAAACCUGGUCCUCUUUGAUCAAAACAAUGCCACGGUUUGGCAGUCGUUUGAUCACCCAACUGACUCCUUGCUUGUUGGCCAGACUUGAUCUCGUAGCCAGAAGCUCACCUCCAGCAAAUCCGUAUUGAACUUGACUCCAGGUUUGUUCUCUCUUAAAGUUCACGAUUAUUACAAUAUGGUGGUGGCUUAUGUAGAAUCCAAUCCACCCUUGCCCUAUUUUAAAUCCUAUGUACGAGUGAAAUACGUUAAAUUCGAGAAAGAAAGUUUUUUGGGGCAGACAAUCCUUGUUGCAUCAUCGUCGUCACCUCAUCGUCAGUUCAUAAGGUUAGAUCCUGAUGGGCAUUUGAAGGCUUAUAAGUGGGAUGGAUUGAAUUGGAAUGUGAUGGCUGAUCUGAUGACGUCAGAUAUUGGUGACUGCGGUUAUCCCAUGGUGUGAGGGCCGGCCUUGAG